Hansenula ciferrii is the source of this 3993-nucleotide messenger RNA. It is a transcript of the gene SPA2, whose product is annotated as Spa2p. The record is from RefSeq and is a predicted model, not a curated record. Gene Ontology annotation, biological process: bipolar cellular bud site selection; pseudohyphal growth; mating projection formation. NCBI's taxonomy places the organism in Eukaryota, Fungi, Ascomycota, Saccharomycetes, Phaffomycetales, Wickerhamomycetaceae. The coding region runs from base 1 to 3993 and encodes 1330 amino acids. The transcript has a single exon. Gene Ontology annotation, molecular function: MAP kinase scaffold activity. Gene Ontology annotation, cellular component: mating projection tip; cellular bud tip; cellular bud neck.
AUGUCAUCAGAUUUAAAACAUGAUCAAUAUAAUGAUCUUAGAACUUAUCAUACUGCUUUAAAACAAUUCCUGAACGUUUCAAAUGCUCCUUCAAAACCAAAUCCUAAAAGAGCUGCUAAAGCUAGAGAGAAAUUAUUAAAAUUAUCUUCAACUCAAUUUUAUGAAUUAAGUACUGAUGUUUAUGAUGAAUUAGAAAGAAGAAUUGAUGAAUCAAGAGAUGAACCUGAUUUCCUUUUACCAAAACCUUCAUUCCAUCCAAAAAGAAAUGAAGCUAGAGAAAAAUUAGGUUCUUUACAACAAGGUAGAUUUAGAGAUUUAGUUAGUGAUAUUUUUUAUGAAAUUGAAAGAAGAAAUUAUCAAAAAAUUCCUGAAAAAUUAAUUGAUCUUGAUGAAAAACAUGAAUAUAAUAAUAACAACAGUAAUAAUAAUAAUCAAGAUGAAUCUAAUCAAGAUAGAAGAUCUGAUCCUUCAAAUAAAAAUGGUGUUGUAGGUUUACAAUCAACAACUGUUAUUCCAACAAAAGCUGAUUUAGCUUGGAGUUCUGAUGAAGAAGAUGAUAAUGUUGGUGAAUUGAAAAAAUCUAAUGAUACAAAAAGAAAUACUAUACAUUCUAUUCAUUCAAGAAAUCAUUCAAGAAAUCAAUCAAAAGAAUUAAUUCAAGAUUUUGAAAAAAAUUCAAAUAAUUCAAAUAGAAAUAGUUAUCAAAGUAAUUUAUCAGAUUUAAAUGAUUCUUCUACACCAUCUCCACAAAAGAAAAAUAUAAAUCGUGGAUUAUCUAUAUCAAAAGGUAGAAAUAAAGAUAGAGAAAUUGAAAUGUUAUUAGAAGAAGGUACAAAAAUGGAUCAAACUAUAACUCAAUUAGAACAAAAAAUUGCCUUAUUACAAAGUAAAUCUGAUAAAUUUGAAAAUGAAUCAAAUGAUUUGAAAAAAAUUAACUCAAAUUUAAAUGUUAAAAUUGAAGAUUUAAAAAAUGAAUUAAUUUCAAAUAAAGAAAUUAUUGAUAAUCAUCAAAAAGAUAUUAAUACAAGAUCUUUACAACAAGAACAGCCUCUUCUAAAUACAUCUAAUGGCUCAUCAUCAAUCAAUCAAGAACAACUUGAUGAUUUGAAAAAAGAAGUUAUUGAUUGGAGAAGUAAAUUUGAAGAUUUAAAAUUACAAAAAAUCGAAGAUAUACUGUCAAUUAAUAAAUUAUCUGAGAUUAAUACUUCAAAACAUUUAAUUAAUAAUGGAUUAAUACCUAUAAAUCUGAUUAAUUUCUUAUAUCAAACUAUUGAAAAUUUCUUACUUUUUUUAAAUAAAGAAACAAAAUCAUCAAAUUUAAAAAUUAAUAUUAAUGAAUUAUUUAAUUAUAUUUCAAAAAUUUCAAAUGUUUCAAGUAAAAUUAUAAGUUUUGCACCACAUUCUGAAAAAAUUGAUUUAGUACGAGCUUCAAUUUCUCAUGCUAUUACAUCAACAAGAUAUUAUGCUUUAUAUUCUGAAUUUUUACCAAAAUUAAUUGUGGAAAGUGCAGUUAGUGAAAUUGUUUUCACAAUUUGUGAUUUAAUUUCUGAUGUUAAAUUAAUUAAAGAUGAUUCAAAAUUUGAUACUUCAGAAUUUAAUCAAUCAAUUGAAAAUUCAAAUUCAAAUACUAAAUCUAAAAAAAUUGAAGAUGAAGAUCCAUCAGAAAUUUCACCUGUUAGACCUUUAAGAAUGGCUAAAAAAUCAUUUGAAAAUAAUAGUAAUAAUAAUACUCCAAGUAAUAUUAAUAAAACUAUUAAUUCUUCAACAAAUACAAAUACCCCAAGAUCUUUAAAUCUUACAAUUAAUCCUCAAAAUGCAAAUAAUGAAUAUAAAAAAUUACAUCCAGAAGAAUUUUCAAAUAAAAAUACUAUUACACCUUCACCUAAUCAAUUGAAAUCAAAUUUUAAUAAAUCAGAUGGUUUUAAUGAUUCAUUUGCUUCUCCAUCAACAACAAGAAGUUUGAAAUUGAAUAGUAAUAGUAAUAAUAAUAAUACCUCAAGUAUUAAUGGCUCUGAUAAUAAGGAAAUCAGUGGUAAUAUUCCACCUUCUUCUUCAUCAUCAACUACAACACCAUUGAGAAAAAGUGGAUUACCUUCAUUAGUAUCAAGAUAUAGUCCAGAAAGUGAACGUAAACCUCAAGAAGGUACAACACCACCAAAACCACAUCUGAGAAAAUCAUCUUCGAGUAACAUUUUAUCAAAAGUUAGACAAUUUGAACAACAAGGUAAUAGUGAUUCAGAAUCUUCUAAAACUUCACCUCAAAGAUCAAUUGUUAGUCCUUUUAAUGAUUCCAAAAUUGGUAAAUUAAGUCCAAGAAGAACAAGUUUUGAUAGUCAAAAAAGAAUUAGUGUUGAUAGUCAAAAUAGUUCAAAGCAAAAUAAUGUUUCAAUUCCAGAAUCAUUAGAAAAGAAAGAUUUAUUACCAAAUGAUAAAUUAGAUGUUGAUACCAAAAAAUCAAAUGAGCCUGUUACAAAUGAUUUAUUAAAAUCUAUUGAUCUACAAACCAAGGAGGAAUCUAAUUCUAAACCAAAUACAAAUAAUUCAGUUUUAAACACAGUUAAAUCAUCAAUUCCUGCUGUUAUUCCAGCUGCUCUUGCAUCUGUUGUUCCAGCAAGUUUAUCAUCAAAUAAAUCACCAAAAAAAGAUGAAAAAGAUCAAAAAACUCAAACAUCAAGUCUUGAUGAUGGAAAUGGAAAUGGAAAUGGUGUAAAUGAAGAGAAAUUUGAACAAGAAGUUGAUCAACAAAAUGAUCAUAAGAAUGGAAAUAAUGAUGUUGUUGAUGAUGAUGAUAUUUAUGAAGAUAGUGAUGAUUUAAAUUCCGUUGCACAACUUAGAGGUGCUAUUGCAAAAGAUAAACAAUUUUCACCACAAAAGGAAAAAAAGAGUUUGAACCCAGAAUUGAAUUUUAAAAUAUUAGAUUCCAAUACUAUUCCUCAAUUAAAUAAUUUAAAAAUUUCUGAUGAUAAUAAACAAGAUGAAGAAGAAGAAUUAGAAGAUGAUCUGAAUGAGGUUCCAAAUGAAGUUUCAAAUACAUAUGAAGAAGUUAAUGAAGGUCCAUUAAAUAUUUCUAAAACAAGACAACCACAAUCUUUAACAAACACUUAUCAAAAAUUUAGUGUUAAAGAAGCUAAUGUUGAUCCUUAUACAGCUGGUAGUCAACCAAAAUCAUCAACAAAUGAAAGUGAUUAUAAUAAAUCUUCAGCUAUUUCUAAAUCAUUAAAUCUUGAAAAUGAUAAAAGUGGAUUUGCAACUGCUCAAACUCAACCAGAUGAUUUAAAUUCUAAUUUAAUUGAACAAAAUGGAAAAAAUGUUAUAAAACCAGUUGAAAUUACAAAAGGUGAUAGAUUAAAAGGUGAUGAUGAAGAUCAUGAAGAAAAACAAGAUGACAAAGAUGCAGAAGAAGAAAGUUAUGAUAAAGAAGAAGAAGAAGAAGAAGACGAAGAAGAAGAAGAAGAAGAACAUGGAAAUGUUAGAAGAGGUCGUGAUUUAGAUGAAGAUUUUGAUGUUAGAGAUUUUGAUAUUGAAGAUCCAGAUAAUACAUUAUCAGAAUUGUUAUUAUAUCUUGAACAUCAAACAGUCAAAGUCAUAUCAACUAUUCAAACAUUAUUAACUUCUAUUAAAGCUGCUGAUUCUACUAAAGGUGAAUUAAGAUCAGGAUCUAGAGCUAUUAAUGCAGUUGUUUCACAAAUGAUUGAUGCUACAAGUAAUUCUAUGAAUCAAAGUCGUAAUGCAUCAUUAAAAGAACAUGGUAUUUGGGUUGUUCAAAGUUUAGAAGAUUCUGGUAGAAGAAUGGAUAUACUGUGUAAUUCAUCAAGUAAAGAUGGAGAAGAAAGUGAAGAUGAUAAUGAAGAAUAUGCAGAAAAACAUUUUAAACAAAGAUUAGCAGGUAUAGCGUUUGAUGUUGCUAAAUGUACUAAAGAAUUAGUUAAGACUGUGGAAGAGGCGAAUUUGAGGGAAGAGAUUGAGCAUCUGGAUGCUAAAAUGAAUAGAUGA